Spizellomyces punctatus DAOM BR117 is the source of this 6939-nucleotide messenger RNA. RefSeq lists its product as uncharacterized. NCBI's taxonomy places the organism in Eukaryota, Fungi, Chytridiomycota, Chytridiomycetes, Spizellomycetales, Spizellomycetaceae. The coding region runs from base 199 to 6693 and encodes 2164 amino acids. Gene Ontology annotation, molecular function: microtubule plus-end binding; microtubule plus end polymerase activity. Gene Ontology annotation, cellular component: kinetochore; spindle pole; centrosome. The record is from RefSeq and is a predicted model, not a curated record. The transcript has 11 exons. Gene Ontology annotation, biological process: establishment or maintenance of microtubule cytoskeleton polarity; microtubule polymerization; mitotic spindle organization.
AGGGAAUGCCACCAUUUUCAAUCGUCAACUUUUAUCGCGGAUAGAUUGCUGGAAAUAACAUUGUGCUCCUUACCCGACCCUUCCCUUGGCGGCCAAACAGUGGGCACCUGUACAUAUAUUCGUUGCCCCUUUUUAACUAUAUACCCCGCCGGCCCUCUGCUGGCCUCGUCCCAUUAGCACAUUGAACACCCGACAAAGAUGGCGAGUUCCGAAGAAGAUUUCAGCUCACUCCCCUUGACGGAACGUCUUACACACAAGUCGUGGAAAGCACGACAGGGCGCAUACGAUGAGCUAGCCAAGAUUUUCAACACAUUGGACCCAGACGCCGACAACGAAUAUCGCAAAUGGCAGGAAUAUCUAAAGAAGAUGGUAUCGGAUAGCAAUUUGGUUGCACAGGAAUCAGGAUUGAAUGCGAUUUUAGCAUAUGUGACAAACGCACCGUCAGCAAACAAGACUCGAAGUGUGCUUGCACCCAUGGUAGUAGACAAGUGCCUCGGCUCCAACAGGGCCGGUACAAAAACAAAGGCCCUAGACGUUCUCAUGAUGUACAUUGAAAUUGAUGUCGCAGAUCCGGUCAUUGAGGACAUCAUUUCUGGAUUGAACCAUAAAACACCAAAGAAUGUCGCUGCAGCGGUGUUCGCUCUACGAGAAGCUGUCAGAUUAUUUGGCGCACGUAUUGUAAAUGUCAAGCCCAUACUCAAGCAGCUACCCAAAAUUUUUGAUCACAAAGACAAGACCGUGCGGUCGGAAGGAACAGCGUUGGCUAUCGAACUGUAUAGAUGGUUAGGGUCAGCUAUCACCAGCUCACUGAAUGACCUGAAGCCGGUGCAAAUUAAGGAGCUACAUGAUCAAUUCGAUAAGCUACCACAAGAGAGAGCGACACCAGAACGUCUCAUCAGGUCGGAGCAGGCAAAAGUUCAAGCACAGGGCCCUGCUGCUGAUGGAGAUGAGGGGGCAGGCGAGAAUAUAAAUGGCGUAGAUGAUACGCCCGAGCCAUUGGAUGCCUACGAUCUCGCAGAUCCCGUCAACAUUCUCGACAAGCUACCAAAGAACUUUUACGAACAGCUUGCUUCUACCAAGUGGAAGGAACGAAAAGAAAUUCUGGAAAAUCUGCUCGAAAUCGCCAAAGCCCCCAAAUUGGAAGACGGAAAGUACGGCGAGCUUAUUAACGCUCUAGGAAAGCGGAUCAAUGAUGCAAACCUAUUCGUGGUCAUUGCCUCGGCGAAUUGCAUCGAAGCUAUUGCGAAGGGCUUACGGAACCACUUUGCGCAGUAUAGAUCUUUGGUGAUACAUCCCUUGAUUGAGAAAUUUAAGGAAAAGAAGCAAAAUGUUGUGGAGGCGCUGCGAGGAGCAUUGGAUGCAAUCUAUUUAUCUGUUACCAUCAAUGAGGUUGUUGAGGAGAUCAAUGGAAGUGCUUUUCACAAGAAUCCUCAAGUUAGAAGCGAAACAUUACAUUGGCUGAUUCGAUGUCUGAAGACCACCCGAAAGCUUCCCGGAAAGCCAGAGAUCAAGUCGUUGAGCGAAAUGCUAGUCAAGUCUUUGGAAGAUAGUGUGGACACGGUGCGAGAGGCGGCUGCUGAAGCGUUAGGAACACUGAUGAAAGUUGUCAGUGAGCGGGUAUUGGCAGGACAUCUGGAUAAGUUGGAUAAUAUCAAGCAGACCAAAGUCAAGGAGUAUUUUGAGAAAGCUGAAGUAAAGUUAGCGGGUGGAACGGGAACAAGAAAAGCGACAACAGCUGCAGCUCCGCCAAGAAGGGCAGAGACGUUACCGGCUAAACCUCGGAAACCAAAAAUGACGUCUAACUCUCUGGAUGCCCAGGAGAAAGAGAAUCAUGCACCAAGUUCUACGACGGCGACAAGAGCACGACCACCGACCACUAUCGCAAAGCCCACGACUAAAGCUUCUGUGAAUGGAACUCUGAAAAGAGCGCAGACCGCAGGCCCAGCCUUGGCAAAGGCCCCGGCCGCAAAGAAGCCUGCCUCAAGAGAGGACGAGCCCAUUGUUUCAAAGUACACCAACGAAUCUGCAGAUGCAGUUGUGUGUGACCUGGUAGGGGAGGAGGUAAUGCAGCAGCUUGGGGAUAGCGCAUGGAAAGUGAGGCUUGGAGCCGCGCUAUCCAUGCUGGAGAAGCUUCAGCAACAACCGAAAGAGACUGUUGAAGCAGAAGCGGUAGUGAGAUCGCUGACCAACAAGCCGGGAUGGAAAGAAAGCAACUUUCAAGUAAUGACAAACGUGCUUAACAUUUUCCAGUAUUUGGCAAAGGAAGUUCCCAGCUUCAAUCGAGCAGCUGGCGCUGCCGUUGUACCUGGACUGGCAGACAAGCUUGGCGACAUGAAAGUCAAAAGAAGCGCCGGUGACUGCCUUACUACGAUUGCUGAAAAACUAUCACUACAAUUUGUCCUCAGUCAAGCGUAUGAUUCGAUGAAGAAACAAAAAAGUCCGAAAGUCCUAGCAGACUCUUUGAUGUGGAUUCAACAGACUCUUCUCGAUUUCGGAACGGGGGGUCUUCAGUUGCGAGAAUUCAUCGAGUUUCUGAAGUUCGCAUUGGCAAAUACGAAUUCAGCUGUACGCAACAAUGCAGUUACCGUUUUGGGUACUCUAAGGAUGUUCACUGGGCCAGAGAUCCGUACAUUUGUCCAAGAUCUAAAUCCUCAACUCUUGGCAACUAUUGACUCUGAAUUUGAAAAAGCAGCCGCCAAAGCACCUCCACAGCCGACAAAAGAGCAGCAAUUGGACGAGACCGCCGCGAGUGCAGAUCCUACCGAUGAUUUGUUCCCUCGGGUUGACAUUAGCGGCCAAAUCACUGGGAAGCUGAUCGACGAUAUGGGCAACGCACAAUGGAAAGUCCGGAAAGAGGCACUGGACGACCUUGUGCGCAUCUUGGAAGCGGCUAACAAGCGAAUCCAGCCAAACUUUGGAAGCGAGUUGAUUCCAGCAUUGAAGGCUCGUUUGAGCGACAGCAACAAAAAUCUAGCUAUGAAUGCCGUUGAACUGACGGGCAAUCUGGCGCUAGCCGUCGGGAAGCCUUUUGAGAGACACGUCAAAUUGGUGAUAUCACCUAUGACAUCUCUAUUGGCAGAUCAAAAGGCACAUGUGCGAGGUGCUGCUCUUGCAGCCUUGGACAAUGUUUUCCUUGCUGUGGGACUGGACUCUUUGAUUCCUUCAUUUGGGGCGUCGCUAAUGACCGAGCAGCCACAGAUGCGCAAGGAUCUCCUGAAAUGGUUGGGAGAUAAACUUGAAGCUACCGAGAAAGUGCCAGAUCUAUCACCGCUGAUUCAUGCCAUAUUACUGUGCUUGCAAGAUCGUAACGCGGAUGUUCGUAAAGGGGCGCAGGGUGUGUUGACGUUUGUUGCUGCUGAUGUUGGUGUAGAUGCUCUGCACGCAAAAGCCGGUGAUCUGUUCAAGGGUUCUGCACUGGCUUCCGUCACGCCAUACCUAGAAGCGUUGAGACCUGUGGGUGGACGACCGUCCAGCGCUUCAUCUUCGAUCAAAUCAGCAACUCCUGGAAAGGUUCGGAAGCCCCUGUCAACUGUCGCGUCUGGUACCAGUGAUUCGGCUGGCACCAAGUCGAAGCUUCCUGGGGCCAGCAAGCUUCGGAUGACCCGACCUGGGACUGGAACUUUAAGCAGGAAGGAAGCAGUAGAAAGUCCGAAAGAGCAUGUGGCACCGCUUUUAACUUCAGAUACCCGGGCGAAGGAACAGCGUGCAGCUGCAGACAGGGGCAUGACCAAAUGGACUUUUGACUCCCCUCGUCGGGAACUCAUUGACUUCUUGGCAGAACAAUGUGAGGGUAACUUUAGCUCUGAAGUUCAUUCGAGGCUGUUCAGUACCGACCACUACAAGGAAAAAGAAUAUCUCGCUGCCUUGACGGCGAUUGAUGGACCCAUCUCUGAAGGUUCGCAAAGCCUAGAGAGAGAAGCGACGGUGUUUGCCAUGGAUGCGUCCGAGUUGAAGGCUCGAUAUAUUGCAAAUGCGGAUCUUAUCCUAAAGUACAUCACGUUGAGAUUCUUUGACACCAACACGAGCAUGUUUUUAAAGUGUCUGGAGCUCCUGGAUCAUUUGUUUGCGUUAUUGGAUGAGGAUGGUUAUCAUUUGAGUGAGUACGAGGCGUCUUCUUUUCUGCCAUUUUUUAUAAAUAAGACCGGAGACCCGAAGGAGACCAUGCGAGUCAAGAUACGCGGUAUAAUGAAGCGACUGACCCGCAUUUACCCUUCGUCGAAGCUCUUUACCUAUUUGCUGAAAGGCUUGGAAUCGAAAAAUGCUCGGACGCGUACAGAAUGUUUGGAAGAGUUGGCAUCUCUCGUUCAACGAAACGGCAUGGGAGUCUGCAUUCCCAGCAAAUCAUUUCCAUUGAUUGCAGCACAGCUGGCGGACCGGGAUGCCUCUGUGCGAGGUGGAGCUUUGGGUGUGAUUACACAAGCAUAUUUGUUGGUAGGGGAUGGGGUCUGGAAGCUUUUGGGAAGAAUCUCCGAAAAAGACAAAAGCUUCGUGGAAGAAAGGCUGAAGAGAGUGAGCAACAGCAGAGGAGGGAAGGAGGAGGAUCGUCCGAGUCCUAAGGGCACAAGGAGUGUUAGUCCGAAAAGCGGGAAGACGAGUCCGGGAAGUAGCCCCAAAUUUGACAAGAAGAGCACACCGGUGGAAAGCCAAGCUUAUCCGGUGGACCAGUCGACCACGAAUAAGUCUGGGAGCCCAACCCAAACAAGGAAGAAUCCUGUAUUUAGUCUCGAACUGGAGAAGCAUGGAUUGGUGGUUCCGAAAAGGGAGUAUCCAUCAACCGCGCCGCCAUCUCAUUUCAGUCCAACUCGACUACCCAGUUACGGACCCGUCUCACCACCAAGGUCCCCUGACCGGAACGUCUUUGUUCCUGAGCCAAUGAGUUCGAAUACUAUCGAUUUACUCAUAACCAACAUUACCAGCAAUGAUCCGUACGAGAGCGUAGACGCCUUAAAACAGCUUGAAGACAUUUUGGGCACGCAAGCCGAAAUUGUCGCGCCGCACAUGAAUGAUCUAAUUUCGGCUCUCACUCUUCAAAAUCGGUUAGCGUAUACCUCUUUGGUCCCCGGUCGAACAUCUCUUGAGCGCCUGUGCAAACACCUGGUCAACGUUCUUGUCAUUUGCUUCUCUCAGCCGGUUUUGGCCAGGUCGGUGGGUAGAGAGCAGCUAAAGCUUUGCAUGACGGAAGUAUUGGACAGAAUUCUGGAUCCGAUUUUGGAGCAGAUUGAUCAGGGCCCUGCUUUGAAUAAAGCAUUAAAUAUUUUGGUUGUUAAAAUUUUGGAGUCGGUGGAUAGAAAUUCCUUGCUUGGGGUUGCGCUUGCGCUCUUGAUAGAAUCUAGCGACGUCAUGAUCACACUGCCCGCUGAGAAUCGAUCCAGGCAGGCAAAACACAUGAACUUGAUUUUACGCUGCCUGUGGCGAAUAACAAAGACGCUUUCCCGACUUCUUGCGACUAAAUCGAUCAAACCGGACGUUCUGCUCCUUGACAUACAUAAUUUUUUCGUGAGACUCCCGCCGCGGGAAUGGAAACGAAGGGCCGUAGAGUAUCCAUACCCACAAGCCGAUAUGCCCUUCCGAACGGUCAAAACCAUUGUUGGGGAAAUUGCAAAGUGUCUGGGCCCCGAUCUUCGUGCCGCCUUCCAUUUAAUUCCAAAUCAAGAAACCAGCUACUGUGUCAAAUAUGCACUUCACACGCUUGACGGGAGGAGUGGUUCGGAGAUGGGUGAUACACCGAAGGCUGGGUCGGAACUUGAUCUAGCGGCCAUGGGAAGCCCCAGCAAUGUUGCUCGAUCAAUGGGCGAUUCAGGUGCGGCGUCCCCAAUGCUGCCUAGAUCGCGGCCGUCAAUUCCGAGCGAGAGUUUAACAGCAAGGCUGCAAGCUGAGUUUGGAUAUACUGAUAGUGGGGAGGAUUUGCAGGAGCUGGGUGAUAAGCAGCCAAUAUCGAAGCCCUUGACGUCCGCAAGUCUCAAGACGGCAUCUGAGUCUAUACUGCACAAAGAUGAGCCAGUGGAUACCACCGUCCCUGGCAACGUUACUACAGGAGAGUCCGUAUCAGUACAGUUAACGGCACAAGAGGUACAGGAUCACCUUAACAAGAUGUGGGAGCGACUUCUGGAUAAGGACGUCUCCAAGUUCGCUCUGCAAGAGCUAUAUGAUUUUAGAAAGACGCAUUUAUACGCAAUAGAGCAAAUUGAGGCCAAGAUCAGGGAACGAGGAGAUUUCUUUGAAGAGUAUAUCCGGAGAGGACUACGCAACUGUAAGGAAGAAGAAGCCAAGAGGUUGGAUUUGGAGGAGCGCAGAUCCCGUCGGGCCGCCGGGAGUACUGCAGUGAGGGAUCUUUCACCCCACGAUUCUGAAGGAUACCGACGUGCUCUGGAUCGCAUCAAGCUGACCUGGUGGGGAACAACCGAUCUUAGCGAAAUCCAGCGAUUGGCUCCUCUGGAAGGCGAACAAGCGCUGGAAGAUACCCGGCAGAUAUUGAAUGAAAAGAUUGCCCCAUCAGUAUCACCUUCAGGAUUAGUUGCUUCGGCCGAGGAGUCGGCUGCUGGGACACCUCGGUCGGGGUCACCUGGUAGUCCGACGUCGAAUGGUAGUGGCGAUGGAGGACAACCCGUUAAGAAGGCCCAGACAGUGGCCGAACUUAAGGAACGAUUGGCGAUGAUGAAGAAGAGAACUGCUGAUGGAAGUGUCGAAUACUGAAUUCUAUAAUCUGUAUUUGAGUUUUGAGGAUCGGAGAUGCUAGUUGUAAGAUAUUGGGCAUGAUUGUGGGCUUGUCUGAGGAUUGUUUGACCUUUGGGGCCGUGGAAAAGUAUUUACGAAGUCGGAUGUGAUGGGCGACCAUACGCAGCACCCGUUUUGGUCUGUCCCUAUAGUCUGCUGGCGUGUAUUACCCUCUUUUUUUCUUUUACCCUUUAUACAUAUAUAAUUUCUUAACUUUUUUCCUGA